This is a messenger RNA of Podarcis raffonei (Aeolian wall lizard), 2561 nucleotides long. RefSeq names its product ribosomal protein S6 kinase B2 (gene RPS6KB2). The coding region runs from base 56 to 1483 and encodes 475 amino acids. The record is from RefSeq and is a predicted model, not a curated record. The transcript has 15 exons. Gene Ontology annotation, molecular function: protein serine/threonine kinase activity; ATP binding. Gene Ontology annotation, biological process: signal transduction; protein phosphorylation. Lineage: Eukaryota; Metazoa; Chordata; Lepidosauria; Squamata; Lacertidae.
GACACUCAGGGAGGCGGGGCCUGAAGGCCGCGGGGGUAAUCGGGGAUCCCCUGCUAUGGCCGGCGUCUUCGACAUCGACCUGGAAACGGAGGAGGGGAGCGACGGGGAGGAGCCUGAACUGGGGGCCUUGGAGGUGGACCCAGAUCUUCGCCACACAGGCUCUGAACUGGUGCCUGGUCAUUAUGAGGAAAUUGAAAUCUCUGAGAGUAUUGUCAACAAUGGCCCGGAACGCAUUGGGCCCCACUGCUUUGAAUUGCUACGUGUUUUGGGCAAGGGUGGCUAUGGCAAGGUAUUCCAGGUACGGAAGGUGCAGGGCACAAAUGCUGGGAAAAUAUUUGCCAUGAAAGUCCUAAAGAAGGCCAAGAUUGCCUGUAAUGCCAAGGACACAGCCCACACAAGGGCAGAGAGAAAUAUCUUGGAGGCCAUCAAGCACCCCUUCAUUGUGGACCUCAUCUAUGCCUUCCAAACUGGUGGUAAACUCUACCUCAUCCUGGAAUGUCUCAGUGGUGGGGAGCUUUUCAUGCAGCUGGAGCGAGAAGGCAUCUUCCUGGAGGACACAGCCUGUUUCUAUCUGAGUGAGAUCACUCUGGCCCUUGGUCACCUGCACUCUAGUGGCAUCAUCUACCGGGAUCUCAAGCCUGAGAACAUCAUGCUAAACAGCCAGGGGCACAUUAAGCUGACGGACUUUGGCCUCUGUAAGGAGUCCAUCCACGACGGCGCUGUCACCCACACCUUUUGUGGCACCAUAGAAUACAUGGCCCCAGAGAUAUUGCUGCGCAGCGGCCACAACCGAGCAGUGGAUUGGUGGAGCCUCGGUGCUCUGAUGUAUGACAUGCUCACUGGAUCGCCGCCAUUUACAGCCGAAAACCGCAAAAAGACCAUGGACAAGAUCCUGAAAGGGAAGUUGGCGCUUCCACCCUACUUGACCCCCGAUGCCCGUGACCUGAUCAAGAAGUUCCUCAAAAGGCACGCCAGCCAGAGGAUCGGGGGCGGGCCAGGCGAUGCUGCAGAUGUACAGAGACACCCAUUUUUCCGACACAUUAACUGGGAUGACUUGCUGGCUAGGAGAGUUGACCCACCCUUCCGGCCAUCACUGCAAUCCGAAGACGAUGUCAGCCAGUUUGACACCCGCUUCACCCGGCAGACCCCCGUGGAUAGUCCUGAUGAUGGCUUCCUCAGCGAGAGCGCCAACCAGGCCUUCUUGGGAUUCACCUACGUAGCCCCAUCAGUGUUGGAGAGCAUCAAGGAAGGCUUUUCCUUCCAGCCCAAGCUGCGAUCUCCCCGCCGUCUCAACAGCAGCCCCCGCACCCCUGUCAGCCCAUUGAAAUUCUCACCCUUUGAAGCCUUCAAGCCAAGCACAAGCACGGAACAGAUGGAGCUGUCGCCGCCCUCGCUCAUGCCGGUGCCAGAAGUCUCCGCUCCGCUGCCCAUCAAAACCCCAUCGGGCACCAAGAAGAAGAAGGGCCGGGGGCGGGCCCGGUAGCGGAGGCAGCAGUGAGAUCCUUGGACCGUCCGCCUUGGCAGGGCGGAGCGCUCUGGUUGCCCAGGUGGACGGGGGCUCAGAGGUGGAGAGAGCUGUGCCACAGCAACGUCAAGCCCUGUUUGGGGAGCACCUUUUCUCCCCUGCUGCAAGGGGCCACCUUCCCUCCCAGCUGCAAAGGGUGGUGUGGUGUUGGUGCUUUUCCGUCAUAGGGAAUGAUCCCUACGUGAGGUGCUUACUUUUGAAAUAUAUAGUGAAACGUGGUGGGAACGGAGGGAAGUUGAGACACACAAAGGAUCAGUCAGAAGGCGCCUCCCUCGGGGCUGAGUACGCUGCCAUCUUACUGGCGGUGCAUUUUGCGUGAGUGUGAACUGGGGGUAGGGAGGACUUUGCUGUUAGGACAUGCAGUCUGGCUCUCCUUGCUGCUGCCAGACCUGUGGCAAUUAAAGCUUUAGGACUUGUAAAGCAAGGGGCGCAACUUUGACCAGGCGGAAAGGAUUGAGCAAAUCCUACUGGGUGGAGUUGCACCCUCUCGCGAGAAACGUCUGCACCCGUCUACUUUCCCCAGUGUGCACCAAGUGCCAAAAACUGAUGCUGCUCCCUAAGUGGCCGUGGUCAGGUCAGUCUUUCCCCCGGGCUACUACCUAUCUAGCAGUGCCUCUUUCUGUACCCUUGACUGUGAGUGAAUCCUAGCGGUCUAGUUGCCGCCCAGACGAUGGGCUGGUAAGUGGCAAGGAUUUAACAGCUUGUUUCUGAGGAUUGCUGCCACGAUGCCCAUGAAGCUUGGCCUUUGCCAAGUAGUACAGUUAUGGUUGGAGAGAGCCAUGCUGUGCUUCAGUCCACGAGGAGAACGCUAAGGUGUCUCUUAUCUCCCCUCUACUUUAUUUGUCAUAGGAAACUUUCAAAACAAAAUAGAAACUCAGGCUGCAUUUUUGGCGGGGCAGGCGAUUGAGCAAGCUAGGUACAAACGGGAAGGGGUCAAUAGGCAACACAGGGCAAAAGCAGCUUCUGCUAUGUCCAUGGGAUGGGGCGGUGAACUGCCUUCAGUCUGUAGCUGUCUUUGCAGCGAGUGCUUCAGUGC